Molecule: messenger RNA, 1280 nt
Organism: Chelonia mydas (Green sea turtle)
Lineage: Eukaryota; Metazoa; Chordata; Testudines; Cheloniidae
Gene: TECTB
Product: tectorin beta
Exons: 12
Coding region: 1-1218 (405 amino acids)
Cellular component (GO): cell surface
Source: RefSeq, a predicted model, not a curated record
AUGGCAGAAGCUGUAGUGCAGACAGGGCUCGUGCUUUUUCACAUCAAAGCCUCAGCUCUGCCUACAAUACAGCUUCAGCUGUUACCACCACUAAUGCAGCUGCAUGGGCUAUACCUGGGUCCAGAUUCUAAACUGAUGGCAAUGGAGUUACUCUGGAUCUACAACAAUGUAAUUGAGUGUAUUCUUGGCCCUUUGGAAGACAUGGUGAUUGUUGCUAUUUAUCUGCUGGACAUCUUGGUUCAAGCCUUUGCAGCCCCCUGCAAUCCAAAUAAAGCAGACAUCAUUUUGGUGUAUUGCUAUCCUAAAACCAUCAUUACAAAAAUUCCCGAAUGUCCCUAUGGAUGGGAGGUUAAUCAAUUGGCUCUUGGAGGCGUUUGCUACAAUGGGGUUCGUGAUUCAGGAUACUACCAAUUCACGAUUCCAGAUUUAUCGCCUCAAAACAAGUCCUACUGUGGAACUCAAUCAGAGUUUAAAAACCCUAUCUAUCACUUCUACAACUCCAUCGUCUCCAACGACAGCUCGGUAAUUGUGAAGAGCCAGCCUGUGAAUUACUCAUUCACCUGUACUUACCAUGCAAACUACUUGGUCAACCAGGCUGCCUUCGACCAAAGUCAUACGAAAUGUUCUCAAUUUUCUAGAGUGGCGACAGUCCAUGUGAAGAAUGGGAGCUCCGGUUCAUUUGAAAGUCAAUUAUCCCUCAACUUCUACUCUAAUGCCAAGUUUUCAAGCAAAAAAGAAGCCCCCUUUGUCGUUGAAACCUCAGAAAUUGGUUCAGAUGUAUUUGCUGGAGUAGAAGCCAAGGGGUUAAGUAAGAGGUUUAAAGUAGUUCUGAACAACUGCUGGGCAACACCUUCAUCCGAGUAUUUCUACCAAAUCCAGUGGCCACUGAUCACAAAAGGGUGCGCAACGGACAACUCUAUCUUAGUGCACGAAAAUGGGAAAAACAGCCGGGCCACCUUCCAGUUCAAUGCUUUCCGGUUCCAAAACAUCCCCAAACUGUCCAAAGUCUGGCUGCACUGUGAGACACAUGUCUGUGACAGUGAAAAGUUUUCCUGCCCUGUGCCAUGUGAAAAACGAAAACGACGCACCGAACAAACCGGAGGCGUUCUAGCAGCAGAAUUUGCAGUACACAAUGGAGGUUUAUCCGGUUACUACAACUUCUCAGCUAUUCUCAGUCAUCUAAUCUUCCUGCUUGGAAUCUGUGCUGUUUUACUGUGAGACACAACCCAGCUGCAGUUCUCAAAUCAUUCCCCUGCUCCCCCGCCAGCCCAAACACACUU